UAAAAAAGGCGAAUUUUUAAUAUAAAAUAAUAAUUGUUCAUGUGAGAAUCGCACUUCAAUCGACCCGCUCGAAGAUGUUCCUAUCCUACCCUGCUGCGGACCCUUCAAAUUUGUAAGUUGUUUUGUUUAUUCUGACGAAGCGAAAACCCUGAGGCUAGCAAUAAAGGAAUCGAAUCCCCUCCGUUGAAGAAUCAGAAACCCUUGGCAUAGCUUCCCAAUCCCCAAUUUCCGAAACCCUAAUUCGAUUCAAUUUAGGGAUUCAUGGCGAACCCCGCCUCCUCUUCCUCCUCCUCCUCGCAGUUCACCUACUCCUCCGACGCCUCUUACUUCCCCACGCCCUUCCAUCUCCAGCAACCGCCCACACACUACCCUCCUCCCUACGCGGCAGCGCCACUCCCCAACGGCAGCGCGUACCCGUUCCCGCAGGCGCAGCAGCUAUUCCAGAGGGACGCGCAGACGAUCACGCCGGAAGCCCUCGAGAACGUGAAGGCGGCGAUCGCCAACAGCGACAUCGAGCACAAGGCGGAGGCGAAGAAGAAAGCCGUUCCGCGGCGUGCAGCUGGGCAGUCGUGGGAGGAUCCGUCGCUGGCGGAGUGGCCGGAGAACGACCACCGACUCUUCUGCGGGGAUCUAGGGAACGAGGUAAACGACGACGUUUUGUCGAAAGCGUUCUCGCGUUUUCCUUCGUUCAACAUGGCGAGGGUAGUGAGGGACAAGCGUUCGGGGAAAACGAAAGGGUACGGAUUCGUGAGCUUUGCGGAUCCCUCGGAUCUGGCAGUUGCGCUUAAAGAGAUGAAUGGAAAGUACGUUGGGAACCGUCCAAUUAAGCUUUGUAAGAGUAAGUGGAAAGAGAGAACCGAUUUUGACGCUUUGGAGAAGCAGAAGAAGCAAUCCAAGAAGAAGGUUAAAUCUUCAUCUAGGGUUGGAGUCUUGCAUUAUUGACACAAUUUCAACCACACUUAUGUUUAUUACUCUGUUUUCAUUUAAAAUUUGUUUUGAUACUUUGAACUUUUCAUGCUAAGUGACAACCCUUUUAGGUUCCUUCUAUCUUGUAUCUGCUUGUUUCUGUGUCUGGUAUGUUAUACGAAUUAUGUGCAGUUGCUGCAGAGGUUUCGUUUUCCUCUUGUAUCUUUUAUGGCGUGUUUGGUUCUGCGGUGACAUGAGUAAAAUCAAACAGAUGCAUCGAAUCGCGCGUUCGUUUGGCUUUUCUUGAGCUCUUCAUAUUAUUCACGCCUUUCUCUGAUAUGUUGAGUUUGUUUAUCUCUCUCUGACAUGGAACCUUGAGAGCUUCUGAGUUUGCUUCU
Molecule: messenger RNA, 1304 nt
Organism: Abrus precatorius (Indian licorice)
Lineage: Eukaryota; Viridiplantae; Streptophyta; Magnoliopsida; Fabales; Fabaceae
Product: RNA-binding protein 42-like
Exons: 1
Coding region: 262-942 (226 amino acids)
Molecular function (GO): mRNA binding
Source: RefSeq, a predicted model, not a curated record